Blastomyces gilchristii SLH14081 is the source of this 2958-nucleotide messenger RNA. RefSeq names its product CDK inhibitor PHO81. Gene Ontology annotation, biological process: glycerophospholipid catabolic process. Bases 1 to 2958 code for a protein of 985 amino acids. Gene Ontology annotation, molecular function: glycerophosphocholine phosphodiesterase activity; protein binding. NCBI's taxonomy places the organism in Eukaryota, Fungi, Ascomycota, Eurotiomycetes, Onygenales, Ajellomycetaceae. The record is from RefSeq and is a predicted model, not a curated record. The transcript is spliced from 6 exons.
AUGAGCUUUAAAAAAGCUAAUACAACGUCCAUUAUACAGUUCACGCUGCGCCUCAAGACGCUUCUCGAUAAGAAGAGGCUAAUACAGUCGAAAAAAUGGGUUACUAAUUCAAAGGCCCCAGCGAAUUUCGUCACCCUGUUCGAAGGUUUUCAACAGUUUGACGGGGACUUGAACAAACUUCAGCAAUUCGUCGAGGUCAACGAAACCGCCGUCUCCAAAAUUCUGAAAAAGUGGGAUAAAACAUCAAAGUCACGUACAAAAGAACUUUAUCUUCAUCGCGCCGUUGAAGUACAGCCGUGCUUUAAUCGAGAGGUUCUGCGAGAUCUCUCUGACCGAGCGACGACCGCAAGGUUAGAGCUUGAGGCUUGGGCGGAAGGCGAAAAUAUUCAGUUCGAUGCCUCACGCCUGGCUGAUCGCAUUGUUGCCGAAGAGGAUGAUUCCGACUUACAGAUCUUACAAACCACCGCUGCAGGUAAUUUUCAAACGUUGCGGGAAUGGGUUGCGAAGUUGCAGUCGUCGCCGGAUGGCGCGGAUCGACUCACACGUAUGUUCCUGGCUGCAAUUAAUGAGUAUCCCGAUGAGGUCCUUGCCCUUCUUCUUGGCACGGGUUUGGUGGACGUGAAUGCGGAAGAUGAUAUCAACGAGCGCAACUGUCUCCACGAGGCGGCGAUAUCAGGGCGCCUAUUUGUUCUCAUGGCCGGACUGGAGCGUGGGGUUGACGUUGCACGGUCAGAUGUCUACGGGAGGAUACCUCUUCACUAUGCCUGUAUGCAUGGUAGAGUGGAGAUGGUGAAACCCCUCCUCGAUGCAGGCAUUUGUACUAUUGACGCGAUGGAUCACGAUAAUUUCACCCCACUAAUCCACAGCAUCAUCCGGGAUCAGCUUCCCUGUGUGGAACAGCUCCUUGCCCAUAACGCUCGCAUAAACCCGGCAUCCGAGUCCGACCAUAUCCCGCUGAACCUGGCCUGCCAGCACGCAUCGCUACCAAUCAUAAACCUUCUCUUGGAGAGGAACGCUGAGUUACUCCCUGACGCAGAGGGUUUAUAUCCACAGCAUCUCGUCGCGAGGUCAUGUCGAGCUCCAGAAGUGCUCCUUGUGCUAAAGAGCCAUGGAGCUGAUCUCGACCAAAAGGACAAACUCUACCAAUGGACCCCGAUUUUCCACGCGGCAAGUGAGGGGUGCGUUGGUUGUUUGAGAACUUUAUUGGAGUGCGGUGUAAAUCCCGAUGUUUUGGAUGAAAAGGGAUUAUCCGCUAUGUACUAUGCUGCAUGGGAAGGUCACCUAGAGUGCAUGAUAUUGCUCUGGUCAAGACGGGCAGGUUCAAAACCACCACGGACACCGCUGGAUAUACUCAAUGGCCCUAGAUUUCGAGAUUCGGGGUCGAUGACUUCCCCUCUCCUCGCUGAAAAAUCAGGAGGACUUAAAGCAGGCGACGGUGGUGACGGCAUUCCUCUUCUAUCUCUACCACCCCCGAUUAUUCCAUUACGAAGAUACGGCCAUAAUUUCCUUGACACAAAAACAUUCAUUCAAAUAUACUUUGAACAAACGCUGUCCUCAGAACCAAUUGUGUUUUACCAGGCCGGCCGUUAUGCUGCUGCACGAUUGACGAUUUCCUCCAAAACCUCAGAUCUUAUACCCCGAAACGUGAUGUUACCCAUUCAGGAUGACGCUCGACUUGUAUCAUUCCAGAUCGACCGUCUGGACACCUUUGCUCUAGAGUUUGAAAUUUUCCCUACUUUUGGAUCCAAGGUCAUCGCCAAAACUGUUGCUUUACCGGAUGUAUUUAUAGGUGGCAGGUUAUCAGAGGGGAUAUGUACCUUACCUCUUUUCGAUCCCAGGUUACGAGCAAUCGGUGAGAUACGCUUCAAGUUCCAAGCUAUCAAGCCCUACCACGGUGAUCCGCUGGAGAUUACACAUUUUGCUACUUACUGGAAGGCGACAAGCACCCUUGAUUCGGAUCACAAUGGACUGGUGACUGGCUCGAGUUUAUCAGGCGACUACGUCCAGGUUUUUGUCCAGUUGACCAAGGACGGCGUUCCCGUCCUCUACCCAGAGUUCACCGUUAACCAUCAUGGGAUCGACAUCCCCAUCUGCCGCCUAUCCUUCGAACAAUUCCGCGCUAUCCACGCCGAAUAUCUGGCCCAAACCAGAUCCGAGGACGCCGCCUUGCUUAAAUCCCUAGAAGAUAUGACGGUGGAUGACAUGGCGCAAGCGCAUAGAUUAUUAGCAACGUCCUUCCUCUCCCUAAAGGAGGUCCUCGAACACCUCCCCACAAACAUCCACGUAGAUCUAUGCAUCCUAUACCCCUCACCAGCCGAAGAGGCGAAACUUGGCCUUGGCCCACUGGCGGAUAUCAACACCGUCGCCGAUGCGAUUCUCACAGAUGUCUUUACCCAUGCCAGAGUGUCGAAGGAAACGAACCCGGAUUUUAUGCGCUCGGUCGUAUUCACCUCGUAUAAUCCUAAUAUUUGCAUUGCGCUGAAUUGGAAACAACCAAACUACCCUGUUCUCCUUUGCAACGACCUAGGCCAGAUCCGCGACCUGACACAGGAUGUCAGCUCGCUACCCGUUAUCCGGAGUAGUGGGCGCUCGUCAAUGUCCAUUAAGGAAUCCGCGCGGAUAGCCCAGAGCAAUAACUUCAUGGGCUUGAUGUGUCGUUCGAGUUUGCUAAACGUCAUGCCGUCCCUCGUCGAGUCGAUCAAGGAACUCGGCCUCGUCCUUGUCGCCGAUACAUCUGACGAGAUCUUGGACAAGACCCGUUUCGGUCUCGGUAGCGGUAAACUAGCCAGUCAUGAUCGUAAUCAUGAACAACAAGGUCGUGCUGGUGCUGGCGUUGGCAUUGGGGUUGGAGUUGGAGUUGGAGUGUCCGCGGAAUGGGCGUAUAAAAUGCCCGAGGGCGUGAAUGGGGUUGUGAGAGGUAAUGGUGUUUUGCGAUUUAAUGAUACGAUUGAUAUGUGA